CCCUCCCCUUCUCCCCCUCUUCCAAGGCCUUCUUCUUCUUCUUCUUCUUCUUCUUCUCUUCUUCUUCUUCAAUGGGGCGAUCCCCUUGCUGCGAGAAAGCCCACACCAACAAGGGCGCUUGGACCAAAGAUGAAGACCAACGCCUUGUCGAUUACAUCCGCCUCCAUGGCGAGGGCUGUUGGCGCACUCUCCCCAAAGCCGCUGGAUUGCUUCGAUGUGGCAAGAGCUGCAGGCUUCGCUGGAUCAACUACCUUCGCCCUGAUCUCAAGCGUGGCAAUUUCACCGACGAGGAAGAUGAACUCAUCGUUAAACUCCAUAGCCUUCUCGGAAACAAAUGGUCUGUGAUUGCGGGUCGGUUGCCGGGAAGAACGGAUAAUGAAAUCAAAAACUAUUGGAAUACCCACAUCAAGAGAAAGCUAAUCAGCCGUGGCAUUGAUCCACAAACUCACCGCCCUCUUAACGAAUCCGCCGCCGUCUCCACCCGUUUCGGGUACCUAAAUCAUGAAUAUCCCAACACCAACACCAACACCACCACCAACAACAAUUCUUCUUCUUCCUCCUCUGUUCCCGUGGCAGAGCUUCCGAUUAUGAAGCCAACGAUCAUCAACGCGCCGUCGUUGGACAUCGACGAAGAAGGCAGCGGCACCACCACAGAGACGGAGCCGGCGGCGACCCAUGUGAAGACAGAGGUGAAUUUGGAGCUUUCAAUUGGGCUACACCCAUUUCAGGGAGAGACAGCCAGAGGGUCGCCGAGGAGCUCUGCAGAGUCGAGAUUGCGAGAAAGAAGCCCGUAUCAGUUGGGGUCACUGUGUUUGUGUUGCCAAUUGGGAUCGGACAACGGCGGAGAGUGUCGCCGGAAUUGCCAGAAUUCCAAGGGGUGGUUGUUUGGGGUCCGGCCAAGUGCUCUGGGUUCUUCAUAGACACAUUUUUACAAACAGCUUGUGGGGGAAGAAGAGAAUAAUAUGAAAUCUAAGUCUCCCACCACUUUGAUUAGAUAAAAAAUUAAAUUAUUGUAAUGUAGAUAUAGAUAUGUAGAUUAACAAGAUUUUUAUUUACUCCAAAAUUAAUAAAAAUUAAUUAAAAAAAAUUAAU
Cucurbita moschata (crookneck pumpkin) is the source of this 1092-nucleotide messenger RNA. Its product is annotated as transcription repressor MYB6-like. NCBI's taxonomy places the organism in Eukaryota, Viridiplantae, Streptophyta, Magnoliopsida, Cucurbitales, Cucurbitaceae. Bases 72 to 920 code for a protein of 282 amino acids. The record is from RefSeq and is a predicted model, not a curated record. The transcript is spliced from 3 exons.